Messenger RNA from Penicillium vulpinum, 1344 nucleotides. Its product is annotated as glycosyltransferase family 31 protein. The transcript is spliced from 2 exons. Bases 1 to 1344 code for a protein of 447 amino acids. Gene Ontology annotation, cellular component: membrane. NCBI's taxonomy places the organism in Eukaryota, Fungi, Ascomycota, Eurotiomycetes, Eurotiales, Aspergillaceae. Gene Ontology annotation, molecular function: glycosyltransferase activity. The record is from RefSeq and is a predicted model, not a curated record.
AUGGUUCCCCGCCGGUUCAGUCGUCGCCUUAUUGCAAUUGCAACCGCCAUUGUACUUUUCUUCCUUUACAACAUCGGCUUCUUCUCCGGUCACAAUCGCCAAUGGCGACCUCAUUUCACAACAACAACAACAGAUAUCGCCCCAUCCCUCAAUGAAAAUGGCGAACCUGCCCCAUUCUGCCCACCCAUACCCGGCAUCGAAGAUGUACUCGUGGUAAUGAAAACCGGAGUGACGGAAUCCCGCGAGAAAGUCCCCAUCCACUUCCAAACCACCUUACGAUGCAUCCCCCACUUCGUAAUCUACUCCGACUUCGAAGAAGAAAUCGAAGGCGUCAAAAUCCACGAUGUCCUCCGUAACAUGGACAGCGCGGCGCAAAAGAACCCAGACUUCGAUUUCUACCACCGCAUCGUGAAAUACGGCCGCAAGGGUCUGGAACAGCAAGACUUCGCCGACGAAGCAAACUCCGCCAUCGGAAAACCCAACAACCCAGGCUGGAAACUCGAUAAAUGGAAGUUCCUCCCAAUGGCGCAGGAAGCGCUACGCUACAAGCCAGACGCAAAGUGGUUCAUCUUCAUGGAAGCAGACACGUACAUCUCGUGGCCAACGGUCAUGACCUGGCUGGACCAGUUCGACCACACAAAGCCACACUAUCUAGGUACAGAGACCCAGAUCGCAGACGUUAUUUUCGCCCACGGCGGCUCGGGCUUCGUACUCUCAAACCCGGCCCUGCAACGCGCCUCCGACGAAUACACCACCCGCGAGGUCGAGCUGAACAAAUUCACCGACGAACAUUGGGCCGGUGACUGCGUGCUGGGUAAGGUCCUCAGCAACGUAGGCGUUAAUCUACACUUCACAUGGCCGAUCAUUCAAAACUCAGACAUCGGCGAACUGGACGAGUUCACCACAGACUUCUACCGAAAACCAUGGUGUUUCAUCGCCGCAACACUCCACCACCUCUCACCAAUCGACAUCGAGAAACUAUGGAAAUUCGAACAAAAGCGCUGGCGUGAUAAAAACAAACGCCUCCUCCUCCACGGCGACCUCUUCCGCGAAUAUAUCUUCCCCGAAAUAAGCAGCCAGCCCACCCGUUCAGACUGGAAUAACAUGGCACACGAAGAACAGCCCUUCGCCAAGACAUUCGAAGAUUGUCGCUUAAUCUGCGAAACGCAGAAGACAUGUGUUCAAUUCGCCUUCCGCGAAGAUAAAUGCUUCACGAGUCUCACCCCGCGUCUCGGACAUGCCGCUCCGAGCAGCGAUGCGAAGUCAAGCUGGAUCAUCAGUCGGAUUCGCGAUAUGACGGAGAAGAAGGGGUUGUGCCGGAAGCCUGAUUUCGGAGAUUUUUGA